AUGACGGUGAUGAUGAUGACGAUGUGCUCCGUCUCUCUGCGGUAUUAUCCAACAGCAGUCAUGAGGAUGAUGACGGUGAUGAUGACGAUGACGAUUGUCUGUACCGACCCCCCCCCGGUGCAGAAGCGUCUCCCCCCGGCGCGGGGCCGGCUGGUGGUCUGUGGACACGGCACCAUCGUCGGGGACGGCGUCUUCUGCGUGCUGAGCGACGACCACGGCGCCACCUGGAGGAGCGGGGGGGCGCUGAAGAGCAUCCCCUACGGCCAGCCCAAGAGGCCGGGGGACUUCAUCCCCGACGAGUGCCAGCCCUUCGAGCUGCCGGACGGCUCGGUCGUGGUCAACGCCCGCAACCAGAACCGGUACCACUGCGAGUGCCGCAUGGUGGUGACGAGCGGCGACGGGUGUGAGACGCUGCCCCUGGAGACGCUGCGCUUCGACGAGGCGCUGGUGGACCCCACGGUGGCGGCCGGGGCGCUGGAGAAGGACGGGGUGGUGUUCUUCGUCAACCCCGCCGACAGGAAGGACCGGGUCAACCUGACUCUACGCUGGUCCUUCACCAACGGCACGUCCUGGGAGCCCGAGACGGUGAGGGUGUGGGACGGCCCCAGCGCCUACUCCUCCAUGACCUCGCUGGACAGGACGGUGGAGGACAGGAAGUACGUCUACGUCAUUUACGAGAAGGGACACCAGAGCGCCUACGAGUCCAUCUCCAUCGCCAAGAUCCACCUGUACGGUGGGCUGUAGCAGGGCGAGAGAGUGUGUGUGUGUGUGAUUCUGACUGGUUCUGGUCCUGAAUUUGAUCCGAUUAGUCCAAUUAAUGAGAAGGUGAAGGUUUGGCAUCUCUAGGACCAGCUUUGCGUACCUCUCUCCUUCGACGAUUUCUGGGCCGUCCAGUCCUGGUCCUGGAGGGGUCAGUGUGU
This is a messenger RNA of Lepisosteus oculatus (spotted gar), 920 nucleotides long. The record is from RefSeq and is a predicted model, not a curated record. Lineage: Eukaryota; Metazoa; Chordata; Actinopteri; Semionotiformes; Lepisosteidae.